Cololabis saira (Pacific saury) is the source of this 1468-nucleotide messenger RNA. It is a transcript of the gene ptx4, whose product is annotated as pentraxin-4. Lineage: Eukaryota; Metazoa; Chordata; Actinopteri; Beloniformes; Belonidae. The transcript has 3 exons. The coding region runs from base 68 to 706 and encodes 212 amino acids. The record is from RefSeq and is a predicted model, not a curated record.
GCCCCAGAUCCUGGUUUAUAUAUUUCUUUUGCAGUUUGAGGCUGUGAGGGCGCGGGGAGCCGAUCCCAUGUCCCACAAACUGAGACGUCUCAAUGAGCAGUUCCAUCAGUUCAGGGCUAUGACCCAGACCCGUUUGGACACGUUGGCUCUGAGCCAGAACAGAACUUCCUCCAAAAGCCUGGAGAGUCACAUUCAGGCCCUGAAUGACCAUUACCACCAUAUGUCACAGGACCUGGAGCACCUGCGGCACAGCGCAGCCCAGGAGAUUCAAGACCUAAGACACUGGACUAGGAAGCUUGAGAAGAGGAAUAAGCGAAUGGAAGGUCGAUUGGCUUUGAUGGAGACAAAGUGUCUCCAUUUCCAGAAACCGAAGUAUGAUCCUGGUCAGGACUUCUUCAAUUUCACCGUGGAGCUCCAAAGCCAAGAAGAAAUGCUGUCUGCCCUUCAGGUCCAACGUGAUGAGCUGCUGGUUGGACUACAUGGUUUACAGGAAUCCCUGAAAAACCAGGCACUGCGUGUGACCCGACUGGAGGGCCAGAUCAGUGAGGUCCUUCAGUGGAGUGGAAGAUGGAAGAUCAGAGGUUCAGGGAUGACGGGAGUCAGCUCCAAAAUGACAUCUCAGAAAUUCACUGAACAUUGUGGGAGAAACCAGACACAUAAAGGAGGGAGGCUUUGGAGGAGAAGGUGUCAACCUAACCCAAACUGAUGGUCAUUUCCCAGACAAACAGGAUCAAUACCAAACAACAAAGAAACCCAUAGAUUUUAAAUCCCAAAAACCAAGCCUUCGUUCAAAAUUUCAGUCUCAUAGGACCAUUAUUUAUAAUCAAGCCCAGGUCAAGAAAUCAUUCCAGCCUAGACAGUGUUCAGUACACAAACUCCCAUCUUGGACCGGGCCCCCACAGCCUCCACCCCAUCUAGAUCAAAUCAAUAACCCAACAAUCAGGACCAGGCAGAGGGUGCACAAAACCAAGCUUCACAUGCUCUUCAGCAGUUACAUACGGAGUAUCAACUCAGGGGUUUCUCAUGGGAUGAAAGAGAGGAGGACGAGAUGGACACUAAGGCAGGGUCCUCAGAGAUCCAUAAAGUCCUGCAGCUUUUGGACACACAAGGUCCAGACACAGCCAACUCCUGAAAACGACGCUAUCAGUAAAUAAAAAUUACUGACUGACAAGUUUCUUGUUUGAUCAAUACAUCCAUCGCUGAUACAGCCAGAAAAACCAAAUCAAAGGAAGCACAUUUUGCUCAUUCAAAGGUUAUUUUUUUAAUUUGAGGGUUAACUUGGAAAAGUUGAGAUAGUUUAACGUAUGUUUAAUAUUUUAUUUUUGAAAACUGUAAACUCCCAGGCAAACCCAUCGGUUAGUACGAUUAAUGCAGCUACUUGUUUUUUAGUUUGAGGCAAAUUCUUCUCCAUUGAAGCAUUUCACAGGCUGCAGUUAUGAUGCAGUAGUUGUUUUCAGGCAUUGACAUC